AGCUACCGGAGAGGGAGGAGAAGGGGGAGGUUAAAGGGGAAGGACCCCCGGAAGUGCCCCCUCCUCAGUGCGGGAGAGGCAGACGUCGGGGGCGGAGUCCCCUACCUCCCCCCCGGCGUGGUUGGUGCAUCCCGUGUGACGUCAGAAGCAGCCCGCCCCUGCCUGGAUGGUGCGCCCUGAGUGACGCCCAGCUUAAGUCCCCGGACGUCGCGGGACUGGAGUGCCAGCCGGUGUUGGAGGCGGAGCGGCGUCGCCGCCGCGCAGGGACCGGUCCCUCCGGCCCAGCAGCCCCUUUCCCCUCACCGCGGACUUUUACCGGACCCCAGUCAGCUGGAGGCUCUGGCGCCCGGCGACCGCGGCCCCUCCGGCCCCUGCACAGCCUCUUUCGCUCAGAAGCUCAGGUCGCCUCCAGCCCAGGCUGACGUGGGAGGGUGACUCCCUUCUGUUCCCAGCACUAUGCCGGGCACUGUGGCAACACUUCGGUUCCAGCUGCUGCCCCCGGAGCCAGAUGAUGCCUUCUGGGGAGCGCCCUGUGAACAGCCCCUGGAGCGCAGGUACGAGGCACUGCCGGCGCUCGUCUGCGUCAUGUGCUGUCUGUUUGGAGUCGUCUACUGCUUCUUCGGUUACCGUUGCUUCAAGGCAGUACUCUUUCUCACCGGGUUGCUGUUUGGCUCGGUGGUCAUCUUCCUGCUGUGCUACCGAGAGCGGGUGCUGGAGACGCAGCUGAGUGCUGGGGCAAGCGCAGGCAUUGCACUGGGCAUUGGGCUGCUCUGCGGGCUGGUGGCCAUGCUGGUGCGCAGUGUGGGCCUCUUCCUGGUGGGCCUGCUGCUUGGGCUUCUGCUCGCCGCUGCCGCCCUGCUGGGCUCCGCACCCUACUACCAGCCGGGCUCUGUCUGGGGCCCCCUGGGGCUGCUGCUAGGGGGCGGCCUGCUCUGCGCCCUGCUCACUCUGCGCUGGCCCCGUCCGCUCACUACCCUGGCCACCGCAGUGACUGGUGCUGCGCUCAUCGCCACGGCUGCUGACUACUUUGCCGAGCUGCUGCUGCUGGCACGCUACGCGGUGGAGCGUCUGCGGGCUGCCCCUGUACCCCCCCUCUGCUGGCGGAGCUGGGCCCUGCUGGCACUGUGGCCUCUGCUCAGCCUCAUGGGCGUUCUGGUGCAGUGGCGGGUGACGGCCGAGCGGGAUUCCCACACGGAAGUGGUCAUCAGCCGGCAGCGCCGACGUGUGCAGCUGAUGCGGAUUCGGCAGCAAGAAGAACGCAAGGAGAAGCGGCGCAAAAAGAGACCCCCAAGGGCUCUCCCCAGAGGCUCUCGGGCUCCUCCGAGGCCUGGGCCCCCUGACCCUGCCUAUCGGCGUAGGCCAGUGCCCAUCAAGCGCUUCAAUGGAGACAUCCUCUCCCCGAGUUACAUCCAGAGUUUCCGGGAUCGGCAGACCGGGAGCUCUCUGAGCUCCUUCAUGGCCUCGCCCACAGAUGCGGACUAUGAGUACGGGUCCCGGGGCCCACUGACGGCCUGCUCUGGGCCUCCAGUGCGGGUAUAGCAGUCCAGCUGCUCCUGCCCGCCUACACUCAUUGGUCACCAGCUCUGCCAGUUUGGGGAGGCCUGCUGGGCCGAGGCUCAGCCCACCUGGCCUUGUGCCCUUUGGCUGUUCCUUUCCCCACCCUGGAGAGGGAUGGCUUGGCCACCAGAUGGAACGACCUGGCUCAGGCUUGGCCUGGCCUGAGGGGAGAGCCCCCUCCCAAGCUCCCCAGGAGUUCCUGAGGGACGCGAGUGUGAGCCCCACUGGGCUGUGCUCAGGGUUGUGAGUGUGUUGCCUGUGUGUGUGCGUGUGGAGGGGUGGGCUUGGAGGGGACCUUGGGACCCUUGCCUUAGAUUUCUGAUUGGUAGGGCUUCUCCAAGGGUGGCCCCACCUCCUCGCCCACUGCUGGGGGUCCCAUGGGCCACUCUCCUGCAUGUCUAAGUGGAGGAGGUCUGCCUUCCUCCCCCAUCGCCUCCACCUCUCAGCCAGACUCAUCUAAGGCUUCUUGUCCUUGUCCAUGGGGCAGACUGCAGUGGUCUUCUCUCUGGUCCCCUGUCCUCUGCAAGUCACCAGCCCAAGGGUAGUGGCAGGGGAUGGGGUGGAGGGUGCUGCUCUGGGCUGGGUCUGGCAAGGGGGAUGGGAGGAGGGGGCUUAAGUGCACGGUGCGUGUUUGGUGUCUGUCAUGCCACUCUGGACACCUCAUGCUUCUGUCUCCUCCCACCCCUCCCUGUUUUACAUCUUUUAUAAAUGUGCCAAACUGUGAGGCUUCUUCCAG
Messenger RNA from Capra hircus (goat), 2293 nucleotides. It is a transcript of the gene TMEM198, whose product is annotated as transmembrane protein 198. The record is from RefSeq and is a predicted model, not a curated record. The transcript is spliced from 6 exons. Gene Ontology annotation, biological process: positive regulation of canonical Wnt signaling pathway. The coding region runs from base 457 to 1539 and encodes 360 amino acids. Gene Ontology annotation, cellular component: plasma membrane; cytoplasmic vesicle. Lineage: Eukaryota; Metazoa; Chordata; Mammalia; Artiodactyla; Bovidae.